AUGGCAUCAGAUUUUAUUGCAGAAGACCUGGACGACAUCUCUAUUUCCAGCUGUUGUUUAGAAGAUGAGGAUGAGGACGAAGAAGAUGAGGAUGAAGAAAAUGAGGACAAUGAAAAUGAGGAUGAAGAAGAUGAGGAUGAUGAAUGUGAUCAUGAAGUGUUGUAUGUUGAAAGUGAUCAGGAUGUGACCUUUGAACAGGAAACAACGGUGGGCGUUGAGAAAUCAGAAGCGGCGUCUGGUGAGUCUCAGAUCACAAAAGGAGCCAAACAGGUAUUAAAAUCUCAUCAAUCAAGUGAUCCUGCACUGGUCCCUGCUAAAAAGAAAGCACGCCAUCGAAAGGGCCAAAAAAAGAAACCUACAGCACCCAAAUGUAAAGAAGAGGAGAUUAUCACUGAGGAGGAGCUGAAACAAGAAGAGAACGAAAACCAGUGGAAGAUGACGAAGACGGUGGCGGUGGGAGCUGGUGUGGCGGCAGUGGCGGUGGCCACUGUGGGUUUAGCGGUGGUUACAGGAGGAACGUCUUUACUCGCCAAGGCUGCAAUUCUUGCAGGUAUAGGUGCAGUAAAAAAAAUGACAAAGAAGAACAGUAAAAAAAAGAAAUAGAAACAAUGUAGUACUGUAAACAUUCACUGCAGAGAAUUUUGAAGAACUGAGAAACAGAACAUAAUAGUUUUAUGUAUGACAUGGUUAUGAAAUAGUUUUACCACAUACAGUUGAAGUUAGAAUUAUUCACCCCCCGUUUAUUUCUUUUUCCCGUUUUCUGUUUAAAAGAGAGCAGAUUUCUUCAACACAUUUCUAAUCAUAAUAGUUUUAAUAACUCAUCUCUAAUAACUGAUUUAUUUUAUCUUUGUCAUGAUGACAGUAAAUAAUAUU
This is a messenger RNA of Danio aesculapii, 873 nucleotides long. Its product is annotated as 46 kDa FK506-binding nuclear protein-like. The transcript is spliced from 5 exons. The record is from RefSeq and is a predicted model, not a curated record. Bases 1 to 603 code for a protein of 200 amino acids. Lineage: Eukaryota; Metazoa; Chordata; Actinopteri; Cypriniformes; Danionidae.